AUGGCUGACAAUCCUUGCGCGAACCCACUACUCCUCUUAUGGAUCAAGGAAUGGCUCGAUGAGGCGCGGGAGCGGAAUUCGAAGGGCGUUAACGUAUACAAGAAGGCAUAUGAUUCAAUGAAGGUUUGCCCUAUCCCGUUCAACCAUCCUUCAGAAGCCCAGCAGCUACACGGAUUUGGUCCGAAGUUAUGUGAUCGUCUAACGGCAAAAUUGCAAACUUAUUGCGAACAAAAUGGGCUUCCUAUGCCGGAAUUACCCCAUCAAACCCGAAAAAGAAACAUAAAAGAUGACAAUGGUGAGACGCAGCCAGCAAAAAGGCCAAAGAAAGUGAAACCUUAUGUACCGGCCCUACGUUCCGGCCCAUAUGGUUUGCUCCUGGGCCUUGCCAAUGUAGAUGAGAAUUCAUCUAUUGGAUUCACCAAACAGCAGCUAAUUGAGCUUGCCCAACCCUAUUGCGAUUCUUCAUAUACGGUUCCUCCGGACCCAUCCAAAUUUUAUACGGCGUGGAAUUCCAUGAAAACUCUAGUACAGAAAGAUCUGGUCUAUGAGCAUGGUCGACCAUCGUCACGAAGAUAUCUGCUCACCGAUGAAGGAUGGGAAAUUGCGCGGAGGAUUAAGAAAACUCUGACAAACGAGGAUUCUACUGAAUUACAAAACGGAUAUGACCAAUCACCACAGCCUUAUCGAGUUGGGCAAAGACACGAGGUCGGAUCACAGCGGGUCGCGGAUAUUUCACCAUUGGAGUCAGGUCCUCCCGUUCGCGGCCAGAGCCCCAAACGGAGAAUAAUUGAUCUAGAUGAUUCGGAUUCCCCAGAGAGUUCGAACUCAGAAAUUCCACGAGUGCCAGUAAACAUCUCCACAGAUAUUGGGAGACAAUCGUCAUUGAAUAGAGGUGUGGCAGACCAAAACGUGGGCUUAUCAAUAUCUGCGCCUGCGCUCACAUUAAUCACGCUCCCACCGGACAGUUUCACUGUCGAACUUGUCCUCGACGUUAGAGAAAUUCGCGCUGUGAAAGAUAGAGAUUACAUUGCUAAUGAACUAACUAAGAAGGGAAUAUCACCUAUCGUACGCUCUCUUGAAGUCGGAGACGUGCUCUGGGUCGCGAAAUGCAAAGACCCAAACUUCCUCGCUCGCCACGGUGAAGAAGGGGACGAAGUCAUGCUUGACUGGAUUGUGGAGCGAAAACGCCUCGACGAUCUGAUCGGCAGCAUCAAAGACGGACGUUUCCAUGAACAGAAAUUCCGACUACGACGUUCAGGGGUGCAGAACGUCAUUUAUUUAAUCGAAGACUUUGCCGACGCGGGUACUGCGGGAACGAAGUAUUAUGAACAUGUCACAUCAGCCAUUGCAUCCACGCAAGUUGUGAAUGGGUACUUCGUCAAACAGACGCGCAAUCUAGAUGAUACGAUCAGGUACCUAGCUCGAAUGACGAAACUGCUGAGGGGAAUGUACACCAGUGCCAGUGGGAAUACCGGUACUACGAAACCAAGCCCCCUUUCAAUCAUCCAAACCAAACACCUCACCUCCUCACAAUCCUAUCUAGACCUCGUCAAACGCCUUCGCUCUCAACAAUCCCAAACUCAAGCACAAGACACUGCCAAGAGACCAACAUUUACAGUCACAUUCUCCGCCUUCUCUUCACUUGCCUCCAAGUCUGAAAUGCUCACGCUCCGCGACAUUUUCUUGAAAAUGCUUAUGUGCACGCGUGGCGUCACGGCUGAUAAGGCGCUGGAAAUCCAGCGACACUGGCGAACACCGCGGGAGUUUGUCGAAGCGUUUGAGGAGGCUCAUCGAGGACGAGGUGGGGAUGUGGCUGCGAUGGAAAAUAUGGUCUUUGAGAAAUUGGGAGGGUUGGUGGGAAGGAAGAAGAUCGGGAAGCUAGUUAGUAAGAAGAUUGCGGAGGUUUGGGGGGUUAAUGGUCAUAGUAACGGUAGCUGGUAUGGAUAG
This is a messenger RNA of Blastomyces dermatitidis ER-3, 1947 nucleotides long. RefSeq names its product crossover junction endonuclease MUS81. Gene Ontology annotation, cellular component: Holliday junction resolvase complex; nucleus. The record is from RefSeq and is a predicted model, not a curated record. Gene Ontology annotation, molecular function: crossover junction DNA endonuclease activity; 3'-flap endonuclease activity; DNA binding. Gene Ontology annotation, biological process: mitotic intra-S DNA damage checkpoint signaling; resolution of meiotic recombination intermediates; double-strand break repair via break-induced replication. The coding region runs from base 1 to 1947 and encodes 648 amino acids. NCBI's taxonomy places the organism in Eukaryota, Fungi, Ascomycota, Eurotiomycetes, Onygenales, Ajellomycetaceae. The transcript has 4 exons.